AUGGCAGUGAGCGGGAGGCGGAACAUGCUGGCGCAGACGCUGGCUUCGCGGAGGCUCCCGGAGGGCGUGGCGGAGCCCGGUGAGCGGGUGCCCGACGCCCUUGCCCCCGAGGUCAUGCCAUUCAUCCGCGCCGCCGACGAGGUCGAGCCGUUCAACCCGCGGGUCGCCUUCCUAUGUCGAAAAUAUGCCUACAAGAAAGUUCAAAGAAUGGAUCCAUCAUCUAUCCAACGUGGAGUUCGGCAGUUCAAAACAUACAUGUCACUUAAGCUAGAUCAGGAUGAUACACAAUUUCUUGUCAAUGAUGCAAAGGAGAUUCAACGAUUUUAUAAGCACUACUGUGAUAAUUUAAUCAGAACUUCCCAAAGAACAAACUUUGACGAAUUGGCUAGAUAUUACCAAGUGGCAUCUGCUCUUUAUGAAGUGUUAAAAGAUGUUACAAACAACAAAGUUGAUUCUGAGGUGAUGAAGUGUGCUAAAGUGGUUGAGGAAAAGAGUGGUCAUUUCAGGAGUUACAAGUACAACAUAGUCCCCCUCAAUUUUCCUGGUUCUUCCGAAGCAGUUCUGGAACUCCCGGAGAUAAAAAGUUCUAUUGAUGCAAUACGGAACACAGAUGGUCUUCAAAAGCCGCACAUGUCUUCAAUUCACAGGGAAGGAAAAUCUAUCCGGGAUUUACUUGACUGGCUUUCACUAGCAUUUGGAUUUCAGAACUCGAAUGUGCAAAAUCAGAGAGAAAACAUGAUUUUACUGCUUGCAAAUAUUAGCACAAGGACUUCAGGACAGGAAGGGCUUCCUUUGGUUGACACUGUGAAUGAUUUGGGGGAAAAGAUAUUUGGAAAUUAUGAAUCAUGGUGUAACUAUUUGCAUCUUAGUUCAAGAAUCAUGAUCAAUUAUGAUGGUGCACUAAAGAAGCAGCAGCUAAUGCUUCUCCACAUUGGAUUGUACCUUCUUAUCUGGGGCGAGGCUUCAAAUGUUCGGUUUAUGCCUGAGUGCUUAUGCUACAUAUUCCACCAUAUGGCAAAUCAGUUGAAUGAAAUGGUUGAGGAAAACUAUUUUCAGCCACCACCUGGGUUUGAAGAAGAGGGAUCAUUUCUAAAAGUUGUCAUUGAACCUAUCUACAAGGUUCUGCAGAAAGAAUCACAAAGAAGUAAAGGUGGUACAGCUGGUCACUCAGCUUGGAGAAAUUAUGACGACUUGAACGAACAAUUUUGGUCAGAGAAAUGUUUUAUGAAGCUUGGCUGGCCAUGGGAUCUCAGAGCAGACUUCUUUCAUCAGGCGGGUCGUACAACAAGAAAGCCAAAAACAAAUUUUGUUGAAGUCCGUACGUUUCUGCACCUGUUUAGAAGUUUUAAUCGUAUGUGGGUGUUUUUAUACUGGCGUUCCAGGCAAUGCUAAUAAUUUCAUGGAGUUCCUCUGGAUCACUUUCUGGAAUUGCUGAUGUAACUGUUUUCAGAAGCGUUUUAAGUGUCUUUAUAACUGCAGCCCUACUCAACUUCAUAAAAGUGACUUUGGAUAUAUGUCUUACUAUCCAAGCAUGGGGGAAUAUGGAGUGGACGCAAAUAAUCAGAUACCUACUAAAAUUCUUUGUGGCCAUUGCUUGGAUAAUAAUUCUUCCAGUAACAUAUUCAAGUUCCAUUAAAAAUCCAUCUGGUGCUGGCAAACUGCUGAAUAGUUGGACACGGAAUUGGUAUAACCAGUCAGUAUAUAAUGUCGCAAUUGUCAUAUAUAUGGGCCCGAACAUUUUGGCUGCCUUGCUUUUCUUGUUGCCACAACUUCAAAAUGUCAUGGAACGCUCAAAUUCGCGUGCAUUUAUUCUUCUUAUGUGGUGG
This is a messenger RNA of Lolium rigidum, 1826 nucleotides long. Its product is annotated as putative callose synthase 6. Lineage: Eukaryota; Viridiplantae; Streptophyta; Magnoliopsida; Poales; Poaceae. The coding region runs from base 1 to 1392 and encodes 463 amino acids. Gene Ontology annotation, molecular function: glucosyltransferase activity. The record is from RefSeq and is a predicted model, not a curated record. Gene Ontology annotation, cellular component: plasma membrane. The transcript is spliced from 15 exons.